AUGAAUGGAACACCACCUCCCCCACCUCCAAUACAUGGAAGUCGUUAUGCACGCGCACCUCCGCAUGGAGGAGUGCGUGCACCUCCCCCACCACCUUCACCUCCACCUCCAUCCGGGCCACUAGGUGGUGGCCAAGGAGGACGUGCAGUGAAAACAUCUAACUUAAAGCCAUUGCAUUGGAACAAGAUUGAUCAGGGGAGGGCCACUAACAUGGAAAACAUGCUUACAAAGGUUAAAAUGCCGCCCGCUUAUAUAGUGGCAGCAGUUUUGGCUAUGGAUGACACACUUUUAGAUGUUGAUCAAGUAGAAAAUAUUCUCAAAUUCUAUCCUACAAAAGAAGAGAUGAACCAACUCAAGAAUUUUAAAGGUGACAUAGAGCAAUUGGGCAAGUGUGAGCACUUUUUUCUCGAGCUAAUGAAGGUGCCGCGCAUGGAGGCAAAAUUAAAUACUUUUAUGUUUAAGCUUCAAUUUAAUUCUCAGCUUGCAAAUUUUAGGAACUGUCUAAACAUUGUAAACUCUGCAUGUGACGAGGUCCGGAAAUCUGUCAAAUUCAAGGAAGUUAUAAAGAGAAUCUUAUAUUUAGGGAGUACAUUAAAUCAAGGAACCUCUAGAGGUGCGGCAGUUGGUUUCAAGCUGGAUAGUCUUUUGAAAUUGUCAGAAACACGAGCAUCAAACAGCAAUAUGACUUUAAUGCAUUAUCUUUGCAAGCUUGUUGCUGCUAAAUCACCAGCUCUUUUAGAUUUCCCGGAGGAUCUUGUUAGCCUUGAAGCUGCAACAAAGAUACAACUGAAAGCUUUAGCAGAAGAAAUGCUAGCUUUUAGAAGUGGACUGAAAAAAGUCAAGAAUGAACUAGAAGCAUGUGCAAAUGAUGGCCCCGUAUCUAAUGGUUUUCGCAAGACAUUGAAGGAGUUUAUCAGCCACGCUGAGGCGGAAGUGACAAGUGCUACAAAUUUCUAUACCAUUGUGGGUCAAAGUGCUAAUAGAUUGGCCUUAUAUUUUGGUGAAGACCCUUCCCGUUGCCCUUUCGAACAAGCUACUCAAACUCUUAGCAGCUUUGUGAGACUAUUCCGAAAAUGCCAUGAGGAUAAUCUUAAACAGGCUGAACCUGACAGAAAGAUGGCCGAAAAGGAGGCUUGCCAAAAUCCUGCAAACAACUGUUCGGAAAGUAUUGUUAUUGUACAUAAGAACAUAACUAAUGUUUGAAAGACAGUUUUUGGAAAUCUAAUACUGAGAGAGGACAUAAAUUUUAUACAUUAUGUAUUUUGUACAU
Helianthus annuus (common sunflower) is the source of this 1270-nucleotide messenger RNA. Its product is annotated as formin-like protein 20. Lineage: Eukaryota; Viridiplantae; Streptophyta; Magnoliopsida; Asterales; Asteraceae. The record is from RefSeq and is a predicted model, not a curated record. Bases 1 to 1203 code for a protein of 400 amino acids. The transcript is spliced from 13 exons.